AUGCCUCCGUUCUUGUGUAAUGAGAUCUGGGACCUUGUCUUCUCCAACUUCGAAGAUACCAUAGAUGUCGAAGACGGAUCAGAUCAUGGCCUUUAUCCGUCCCCCAAAGACACUGAUAUUCCAACUCUUAAAUCACUGUGUCUUGUCAGCCAUCAAUUCUACAGAUUGGCCAGGCGAAAUCUGUAUCGUACCAUAUCGGGCGGAAAUCUAGACGGCCAAGAGAAUAAUACAAAGAUGUGCUUACUCGCCCGUACGCUUCUCUUGAACCAGGAGCUCAGGUCGGAAAUCCGUGCAAUCGACCUGAGUUCCUCAACAGACUGGAAGACUUCCUUGGUCAACAGUGACUUUUGGCCACCAAACAUUGAACGGGUUGAACCUCCUCAACUACGAGACUUGCUGAGGGAAGACAUAGAAAGUUACUCUGCCACUGGAGCUGGGACAUGUUUUCUUCUGGCCCUCAUGCCGAAGCUCCGGAUGGUCGUAUUGUCAGACCCCCAGACACAUUCCAAGGCCCUGACCUGGAUCCUCGGGGGAGAGACGAGGACUCCCCAGCCUGGCACAGCAGAUCGACCAGAACUAGUUGCGAACUUCCUCGGUCAGCUGGAAGAAAUACACUGGCUGCCAUCACGGACCAGAGUAGAAUACUCAGGCACUUGUAGCACGGAAUAUUUGCUACUCCUUCCCAAUAUCAAGCGACUCUUCCUGACACCUUUUGAACCCACCUUCACUAUCAGCCCUCCCGUGGUUCCAGACUUUCAGAGUGGGCUACAGAGUUUGACACUCGACGCUGGUAUGAUCUGUCCCGCUUUCCUACACUACAGUCUUUCUCGAUGCAAGGCCUUACAGUACUUGGACCUGGAUCUUACAGAUUGCUACGACAUAGAUGAAGAGGAUUUGAUAGUGAACCUGUACGACUUUGGAAGCAUUCUCAGAGAGUUUGGACAGGCCCUUGCCGGCCUAAGGCUGAGAUUUUACGAUACCGAAGAGUACUCGAGAGGCAAGAUUGGCUCCCUACGAGGACUUGAGCGUCUCCGACACCUUUCAGCUCCAAUAUUUGUACUUGCAGGUAAACUGAAUGACGCAGUCCCGCUACAGGAAGUCUUGCCUGAAUCUGUGGAGACGCUCGAAAUGAAUUUCGUUGAUGUCUGCAGGAUGGAAAAUCGUGACAUUCUGGUAAGACUGUCUGCUGCGAACGACGACCGGAUGAUUCGCUUUCUUGACAACAAUGAAUUACCCAAACUACAGGAAGUUAUAUAUGGUUAUUUUACGGACGGCCAGGUUGACAGGGCCACUCAAUUCACCAAGGUUGAGGGCUGGAGUGUCAAGAACGGGGCACAACUACGGCAAUCGUUCGUUGGAGAGCCUUAUUCUGUGAGGCUUGGGCUAGUACGCGGAUAA
Fusarium tjaetaba is the source of this 1398-nucleotide messenger RNA. RefSeq lists its product as uncharacterized. The transcript has a single exon. Bases 1 to 1398 code for a protein of 465 amino acids. The record is from RefSeq and is a predicted model, not a curated record. NCBI's taxonomy places the organism in Eukaryota, Fungi, Ascomycota, Sordariomycetes, Hypocreales, Nectriaceae.